GCGCCGGCGCGUCUAUCUCGCCCGCGGGCUGCUGCGAUCGCCCAUGCGCCGACGCCACCAGCACGCAGCACCCCACACGCAGCACGCCGUCUCCCACACUGACACCUGCCUGAAGCUUGGAGAUGCGCGCCCGUCCACGUCUGCCAGUGCGCGACAAUGCUGCCCAAGAAGUGCUCCAUCCUCCUGCCCUCGUACACUAACCUCAGUCCCCUCUACUACUCCCACGCCGGGAGCUGCGCAGGGCCCCAGCCGGGCCAGUCAUGCCGUCAUAGACUCGCACGUCCUGAGGCCGCACCACAACGGCGCUCCUACGCCCAACACCAGGACGCGCCCGCCUACCGCGACGACGCAGAGCUGCUCAGGUGGCCAGACGCCGUAAAGCCGCACAAGACGCCCACGCCCUACCAGAUCCUCAGGUGCCGCAAGGGCGAUGCCUACUCCAAGCACCGCUUCUAUGCCCUCGUCAAGCUCUACCACCCCGACCGCUGCCAUGCCGAGGCUGCCAUCGCCCAGCUGCCCCUCCACGUGCGUCUCGAGCGCUAUCGCAUGCUAGUCGCCGCCCACGACAUCCUCUCUGAUGUCCAGAAACGCAAAGCGUAUGAUGCCUGGGGCCACGGCUGGGCCGGUCACCACCAGAUGCCCAUGGCCCCCCGUCAUAACGACUGGCACUAUGAUCCACAUCGCUGGAAUACGGAUCCGCGUACCAAUGCGACGUGGGAGGACUGGGAGCGCUGGCACUACGAGAACGGCGGCGGCGCCAAGGACUCGGACGCCCGCGCGAUUCAGAUGUCCAACUUUACCUUCAUGGCCCUCAUCUUUGCCUUUGUAAGCAUAGGCGGCGUCGUGCAGGGCACCAGGUUCAACACCUUUAACAACUCGGUCAUAGAGCGGCGCGACCAAAUCCACCGCGAGGCGAGUAUGGAGUACAGCCGGAGCAGGAAUGCUACGCUGAGCGCAAGUGGAGAUCGCGACGAGCGCAUACGCACCUUCCUUAAUCACAGGGAGUCGACUAUAGUCGGCGAGCAAUCCUACCAGCGCUUACUCCCGCCCGCCGACACCUGCUCGCCAGAUGAGAUCAGGAGGCAGUAAAAUGAGCACAUUAUGGUGCCUGAUAGAUUCGCUAUACCCUCCAGCACAUUUUGGUGCUAUAUCGUACGACUGCUAUUACUUUUUGCGGCAUGAAUGGAGCUAGGGCGUUCGGUUCCUGUAUUUAUCAUUCGGCAGGCGGCAUAUAUGUGCGCGGCGGGCAUAUCCUAGCCCUCAUGCGCUCAGACACCACACAAAUUCAACGACAAUCACCAACAGCAACCCCCCCGCCGUGUACUUGAUCGUGAACUGGUUUUUCUUCUUCUAGCACCCUGGCUGGCGAUCGCAGUAUGACGGCGGCGUAGAAUAUCGACACUGGCAAUAUAUCGAAGAUGAUCUACGCCAGAAGCAGCAUGGCUUCCGCGCUACCGCUUACACCCAGGGUAGCAGAGCCUCAAACACUGCUGCAACUGUGUCACGCGGGUCUAGUCCCCUAGACGAUGUUCCAGCUUGGCAAUAAGCG
Molecule: messenger RNA, 1549 nt
Organism: Alternaria rosae
Lineage: Eukaryota; Fungi; Ascomycota; Dothideomycetes; Pleosporales; Pleosporaceae
Exons: 1
Coding region: 157-1089 (310 amino acids)
Source: RefSeq, a predicted model, not a curated record